AUGAAAAGUUUAUCGUUGAUAGUAAUUUUUUUGGUACUUAGCUGCUAUGCUAGACAAGAUUCCGUGGAAGAAUUACUUAAAAAAAUAAUGAAUAACAAUCAAGUUGAGGAAGAAAUAACACAACUGAGUGAUGUUUUGGAGAAUAUGAGCUAAGAAAAAAAAUAAUUGAGAAAGAGUGAGAAAAUAGGUAUAUUAUAUUUUUAAACUAGCCGAUUCCGCCAAUAAAUCCAUAUUCUUCCCAAUAGUAAAUAAAAAAUAAUAUAAUUAUACAAAUACAUCAUAUCCAAGUUCAUCAAUUAAUUAUACAGAAUAACCCUAAAACUAAACUCUAAAUAACAAUAUAAGUAGUAACCCAUCAUAGUAGAAUUACUCUUAUCCCUAUUAUAAUGCAAGUGUUAACUAUUACAGUAAUACAAGUUAUCCCAUAAAUUCAACUAAUUAUACAAACUAUACAAAUUCUAGUUAUCCAUAAUAAUAUAAUUACUCUUAUCCACAAUAUAAUACAAGUGUUAAUUAUUACAGUAAUACAAGUUAUCCCAUAAAUUCAACUAAUUAUACAAACUAUACAAAUUCAAGUUAUCCAUAAUAAUAUAAUUACUCUUAUCCACAAUAUAAUACAAGUGCUAAUUAUUACAGUAAUACAAGUUAUCCCAUAAAUUCAACUAAUUAUACAAACUAUACAAAUUCAAGUUAUCCAUAAUAAUAUAAUUACUCUUAUCCACAAUAUAAUACAAGUGCUAAUUAUUACAGUAAUACAAGUUAUCCCAUAAAUUCAACUAAUUAUACAAACUAUACAAAUUCAAGUUAUCCAUAAUAAUAUAAUUACUCUUAUCCACAAUAUAAUACAAGUGCUAAUUAUUACAGUAAUACAAGUUAUCCCAUAAAUUCAACUAAUUAUACAAACUAUACAAAUUCAAGUUAUCCAUAAUAAUAUAAUUACUCUUAUCCACAAUAUAAUACAAGUGCUAAUUAUUACAGUAAUACAAGUUAUCCCAUAAAUUCAACUAAUUAUACAAACUAUACAAAUUCAAGUUAUCCAUAAUAAUAUAAUUACUCUUAUCCACAAUAUAAUACAAGUGCUAAUUAUUACAGUAAUACAAGUUAUCCCAUAAAUUCAACUAAUUAUACAAACUAUACAAAUUCAAGUUAUCCAUAAUAAUAUAAUUACUCUUAUCCACAAUAUAAUACAAGUGCUAAUUAUUACAGUAAUACAAGUUAUCCCAUAAAUUCAACUAAUUAUACAAACUAUACAAAUUCAAGUUAUCCAUAAUAAUAUAAUUACUCUUAUCCACAAUAUAAUACAAGUGCUAAUUAUUACAGUAAUACAAGUUAUCCCAUAAAUUCAACUAAUUAUACUAACUAUUCAAAUUCAAGUUAUCCAUAAUAAUAUAAUUACUCAUAUCCAUAAUUAAAUUAAAGCACAAACUAUUACUCCUAAAAUAAUUUAAGCAAUACAUCGAAUAAUUCUAAUCUUUCAUCUACUGCCAGAUAAAGACUUUAAUAAUCUAAGAUAAGCUUGAAAUUAAGAAACCAAGAUAUUGUAUAAAUAUUGAUUAACUAAACUUAAAGUGUUCUAUUUUAUAAUUAAUCUAUGUAGCAAUACUAAUAGAUUGUUAUAUUUAAUUAAACUGAUUUGUAUAGACCAUAAUUUUAAAAUGAUAAUGAAGAUGUAUGGUAUUACUACUAAGAUAAUGAAUUGAUCACUUUAACAAAGGUUAAAGAUUCAAAAGGAAAUACUAUAUAUAGAAAUGCCACUUUAUAAUUUAACCUUUAUGUGGCAGAAUAUCCAGUAGUAAAUUAUGCUCCUUCUGGGGAGAAAAAUAUUAUUUUCUAUGGAACUCUUGUUUAUAGUUAAGCUGGAGUACAAACAAACUAUUAAUACUAAAAUAAUUAAAACAUAUAAGAAGGUGAUUAAUAUUUUGGAAAUUAUACCUCAUAAAAUAAAGAAAAAGAUAGUAAAGGGUAAUUAAAUCUUCAAAAUGGCUAAAUUAAUUCACAAGUAAAUAGAUCAUCAUCUACAAAUGAUUAUGAAUCAGAACGUAAUUAUUUAGAUUCUAAUAAUGAAAGUGAAAGAUUCUUUUACAGCAACAGCAGUUCUAGUCAAAACUAAGAGACAAUAAAUAAGAGAUUUGAUAUUAAUACCCACUAAUCAAAUAGUAACAAGGUAUAAAAUUCAACAUCAUCUUAUUCUUCACAUCAAUAUGAACAAAUUAAUUAAAAUGGAAUUAUUAACUCAGAAACCAUAGACUUAAGUUCUGAUUAAAGAUAAGAGACUAUUUCAACCUAAUAAAAGUCGAAUGACUCAUACACAUCAGCAGUCUAAUCCAAUCAAGAUAAUGUAUUCUAAACCCAUUAAAUAAACGAAUAUUAAAAUGGUACUUAAACCUAAGAUCUUGAAAGUCUUAAUCAAUAAGCCUACCAUAAUACUAUGAAUAGUACUACAUAAAACAACGGAGGUCAAGGAUCAUUUUAAUCAUAAACUUCUAAUACAGCGAAUACCACUCACCUAGAUAUCAAUAAAACAUCAAAUUCAACUUAAAAUUAAAAUAUUUAUAAUCUUACAUCUAAUAAUAUUGUAAAUACUAGAUAAAUCGAUUAAUAAACUUAGGAUGGUUAAGUGAAUUAAUAAGUAAACUCAUCAACUGUCAACAUAUUUAAUUAAACAAAUGUUGAUAGUGUUUUGAAUAGCAUUGGAAAUCAAACAACAAUAAAUAGCCAAUAAACAGAAAUUGAUAGAUAAUAUUCUUAAUAAGGUGAUAAUCUUCCUGAAACAAGUACAUAAAGUUCAUCAUCUUCAUAUUCAAACUAAAUUGAUCCCACAUAACAAUUAAACUAAUUAAGAGGAUCUAAGAGAUAAGUAUCAGGAGCAUGGAAUAAAUUAGAUGAGAAUAAGUUUAGUAAUUCUAAUUCCCUUGUAAUUGAUGAAGCAAUUAAUGCUGUGAAUACUAAGUUCAAUCCUUAGAAAGAAGGAUUCUAAUUUGAUUAAAUAAUUAGUGUUCAUGAAUAACUUGUAGCUGGAUUCAAUUACAAUAUUAAAUUAAGCUAUUUGAAUUAAUUAUCAGAAUAAUAAAUUUAUGAAGUAAUCAUUUAUUCAAUGUAAAAUUUAUUGUUAAUAUUAUUUAUAGUCCUUGGGCAAAUAAGCCAGAUUAAAUCACCAGUUGCAUUAGAUUUGAUCAAAAACAAGAAUGAAUUAAUUGAUUAAUCAUCAAAUACAUAAAAUAACAAAUAAUAUAA
This is a messenger RNA of Paramecium sonneborni, 3234 nucleotides long. The record is from the annotation of a GenBank genome assembly. NCBI's taxonomy places the organism in Eukaryota, Ciliophora, Oligohymenophorea, Peniculida, Parameciidae.